Messenger RNA from Tribolium castaneum (red flour beetle), 1909 nucleotides. RefSeq lists its product as uncharacterized. The transcript is spliced from 11 exons. Gene Ontology annotation, cellular component: membrane. The record is from RefSeq and is a predicted model, not a curated record. The coding region runs from base 296 to 1894 and encodes 532 amino acids. Gene Ontology annotation, biological process: transmembrane transport. Lineage: Eukaryota; Metazoa; Arthropoda; Insecta; Coleoptera; Tenebrionidae. Gene Ontology annotation, molecular function: transmembrane transporter activity.
CCCAUUAACUCCUGUUUAUACAUUUGAAAAGCCGUAGUCAAGAGGUUCCUAAAUUCGUUCAUAUAACCUCAGCAUAUGCAUUUUAGGUUCUUAAAAAUGCAUGAACUUGACAUUGCAUUGAUCGUAAAUUUUUAUCCAUAGUUUGUUAUUGUAAUCCUAUGAACUAUGGACCCAAAAACAUCUAGUAAAUGUGUUCCAAUUAUUAGUUAUUUUAUUGAAUUAGACAACUUAUUAUUAGUAACAGUCCGUGAUUUCUUGUGAUGUUGAAAUUAUGUAGUUAGAAAAGAUUACCACCAUGGACUUUGACGAUAUGUUAGAAGAAUUAGGCGAGUUGGGGAAAUACCAAAUCACAACGUACCUUUUAGUCUGUCUUCCCGUAUUUUUCGCAGCGGCCAAUAGUCUCAGUUACGUGUUUACGGCAGGAAUACCAAAUUACAGGUGUUUUAUCCCCGAGUGCGAAGAUGCAGAAAAUGCAACUUACGAAGUCCCUUGGAUCGACUUUGCCAUACCUGGAGGCGACUCUAGGGAAAUAUUGGAUUCGAAAUCCCACCUCUGUGAUAGGUUUACCGUAAAUGAAACAGUCGCGAAUUACACUUAUUGUUCGAGAGAUUUGUUUACAAAUGUGACUGAAACGUGCAACGAAUGGGUGUUUGAUAGCGAGGAGCGGACAAUCGUAAAUGAUUGGAACUUGACUUGUGUGGAAAAUCAAUGGAAACUCUCCUUUGUGGGCACGAGUCAUUUCGCGGGGAUUAUCGUGGGAUCGGGAUUAUUUGGGAUUUUGGCCGACAGGUAUGGACGCAAAAGAAUAUUUAUCAUCUGUAUCCUGAUCAUGAGCGUGUCAGGAUGUGCCCAAGUUGUCUCACCCGAAUACAUAACUUUCGUGAUAUUAAUGUUUGUGAAUGCGAUGGGCACGGCUGGAGUCUACCCUUUGGCUUUCAUUAUCGGGGUCGAAUUGGUUGGCAAAAGGAAGCGAGAAAUAACCGGAAUCGUAUUAAACUAUUUCUACGCUGUUGGUGAGGCUGUUGUUGCCCUUGUCGCGUGGUACACCAAAGACUGGGUUUUAUUACAACUCAUAGUUUCUAGUCCGUCUAUUUUAUUUUUCAUAUAUUACUGGUUUAUACCAGAAUCCGUGCGGUGGCUGCUAGCCAACGAAAAACGCGAAAAGGCCAAAGGCAUCGUUUGCAAAGCGGCGAAAGUAAACAACGUCACUUUAUCCGAGUCUUUACUGGCCUCAUUCAAGAAAGACGCAGCCUCGAAUAGCGACAGUGGCCAAGAUGAAGGAACAAAAAUUUUAUUCGUAUUGAAAACGAUCCUAAAAUCGCGUAAACUCGUGGUCAGAAUGCUGAUCACGUAUUUCAUUUGGUCUGUGAACGCAUUUGUAUUCUACGGACUGUCGGUGAAUUCGACCAGCAUGAGCGGGAACAAAUACAUCAAUUUUGCGUUAGUGAGCUUGGUUGAAAUUCCCGGUUAUACAAUUGCUUGGGUCAGUAUUCAAAAAAUCGGGCGCCGGUUGUCCCUUGUUGGGUCUUUACUUUUGUGUGGUUUGACUUGUACUUUGACUAUUUUCGUACCUUCCGAAAUGACUUGGGCGGUUAUUCUGCUAUUUCUCAUUGGGAAACUGGGGAUCACAGCUGCGUUUGGUGUCGUUUACGUCCACACAGCCGAAAUGUUGCCAACAGUGGUGCGGAGCGGGGGAGUGGGAUCUGCGUCGACUAUGGCCCGAUUUGGGGCGCUUUUAGCCCCCUUUGUCCCUCUUCUGGGAAUUUAUGUCAAACCGUUGCCGAUGCUACUGUUCGGGGGGGUUGCAGUGCUGGCGGGAAUCUUGGCGUUGAAGUUACCUGAAACUUUGGGAAAUAAAUUACCUGAAAGUGUAGAAGAGGCUGAAAAUUUGUAAAUAAAGUGAUUUUUU